AUGUGUGGUCUUAUUGAUCUGUGUGGACUGGUUGAAACUGAGGAGAGGUUGGAGCGACCGGUCCAGAGUGGCUUCAUUUCUGGAUACCUAUUUUGGAGCGAUGUUGGGUCAUUGCCGAAGAUUGAGCGUUCCACUCUUACCGGAAGCAGCCGUAAAAUCAUAGUGUCUCAGGGUAUAGCCUAUCCAAUAGCUUUGGAUGUGGAUAUCCAAUCAUCAAAGCUGUACUGGGUUGACAGUUACCGUAACUCUGUGGAGCGAUCAAAUUUAGAUGGUACAGAACGAGAGAUGAUUAAAAGAUUGGUGCUCUCGACAUUUCUGGACAUACAAGUCUUUUCCGUUCAUCACUGUGCAAGCAGUCCCUGUGAGAACAUAUGUGUGAGCGAAUCUACAAGACCCGUGUGUCUGUGUGCGGAGGGUUUUGCGUUGAAUUCAGAUGGACGCACCUGUUCUGCGACUACUGGUUCCCUUCAUCGUGCCUUAGUCUGGGCUACAACAACAACUUUAUGUGCUGCUGAUAUACGAGGGAUUCACAACGAACGUGAAUACAUAACGUCUAACAAGACAUGUUUCUCUAAUGUUGGAUCAAACAUAAAUUGGAUAACAGUCGAUUCUCACGAUCGAAAGAUAAUCUUUGCGGACGGCAGUGACAUAUUUGCGAUGACAUUGGAUGGAGUUCAUACAAAGAAACGUAUUACAUCAGCAACGGAAACCGUGACUGGCCUCGCAGUAGAUUGGGGUGAUAAGAACGUUUAUUGGUGCCAAGGACAACAAUCUGGAACUGGGAAAAUAAACGUUUUCUCGCAAACAACUACAAACAUACAAACGCUUAUUUCAAGUGGAUUGGAUAACCCAAAAGCUCUUAAUAUGAUUCCGUUACUAAGCACAAUGAUAUGGAUAAAUGGGAGAUUAGGAAGCUAUCAGAUCAAGAAGGCUCAUGUCCAUGGAACAGAUAUUCAGACGAUUGUAAGCUUUAUGGACUUGUUCGAACCUCGAGACCUAACUGUUGAUGCAGCUUCCCAAAGACUGUAUUUUAUUGACGGUAACUCUUUCAAAUCAGUGCAGUUAGAUGGAUCUGAACUGACAGAAGUAUACGUAUGGGUUGCUUACACUAUUCGACCUCUAAAACUUCAUUCAUACAAGAAUAACCUUCUUGUGGCUGACGAUGGCUUUAAUAUUGAUGUUGUGCCCCUGACAGGGACAGGGAGCGCAUCUCUUAGAACUCUUGUAUCAGUUACUGAUAUAUGUGUUGUUGAUAUCAACGAACAGCCAAAAGAGAACGGGGUGUAUCGUGCACACCCCGACCGACUGGCUCUUGACUACAGUACGGGAAACAUUUACUACACUGCUGUGAAAACGAGUCAAUUGCCAGCAAGUUUCACCGGAAUCGGAGUUGUGUCUCCUAAUGGUCACCAUAGAAAAUUGAUCUCGGGAGGUGUUUAUCCGAGAGCAGUUGAAAUUGACCCAAGCAAAGGGUGGGUAAACAUAUACAAACAUUAUCGAACACAAGACAUAAAAAUUGUUGACUUUUUUGCAAAACCCACAUAUCUGUUUUGGACCGACUAUGGUACAACACCUGCAGUAUUAAAACGCGCCCACACAGACGGCACCAAAAUUGUAACACUGUUUACAUCAAUGAAAUGGCCUAACGGGAUUGCCAUUGACAGAUCGGCAAGCGCAUUAUACGUUACCGAUGGCUAUACAAACAUAAUCUACCGCUGUGGGUAUGAGGUGAACACGUGCGAUCAAUACUUUAAGGACCCUGAAUCUCAUCUCAUGGACAUUAAACUUCUCGGAAACUAUCUCUAUUACACUGCUUGGAAUAAAGUGUACAUAACUAAAUUGCACAAAACUAACUCAAGCGACAUCGCUAAAUUCGCAAACAAUGCAGAACUCGGCAGAUUGGAUUCCAUUUCUUUGUACUCUUCAACCUUUCUCCCAACAAAUAUCCAGUCACAAUGCAGCAGUAACAAUGGACGAGGAAACUGCAGCACGUUCUGUCACCCAACACCGAACAGCUUCACGUGUGGGUGCCCUGACGGAGAGCAAGUGCAUCUGGAUGGAAAGACAUGCCGUAGUGUCUCGUGUCCGAUGCGUGAGAUGCAAGAGGACCGGAAGGUGUUUACAUUCUCGGCUACACGCAUUGGAGAGAGGGGAUACAGCUGGGAGAGAUGUUAUCCAUGUAAAGGCUUUAAGUUAUAG
This is a messenger RNA of Dreissena polymorpha, 2199 nucleotides long. RefSeq names its product low-density lipoprotein receptor-related protein 6-like. The coding region runs from base 1 to 2199 and encodes 732 amino acids. NCBI's taxonomy places the organism in Eukaryota, Metazoa, Mollusca, Bivalvia, Myida, Dreissenidae. The transcript has 16 exons. The record is from RefSeq and is a predicted model, not a curated record.